Molecule: messenger RNA, 1378 nt
Organism: Rubroshorea leprosula
Lineage: Eukaryota; Viridiplantae; Streptophyta; Magnoliopsida; Malvales; Dipterocarpaceae
Source: the annotation of a GenBank genome assembly
CACGAACCCAACAAAAAUUAUCCAUAUAAAUCGAAAUGCUUAAAGCGGUUUCAUUACCAACCUCUUUUAUAUUCUAAAUUUUAUCACUUCACACACCUCCAUCUCCAGCGCCUCGAUCGAUUUCCAGGUCCAACCCCUUUUCAUCUCUUCACUCUAUUGCGCCAAUUGCAGGAAUCUCACCAUUGCUGCUUCAAAAGCUGCCGCUCUAUCUUGCCUUAUCACCUCUAAGAACCACCCACUCAAUCUAGUUAGCCCCAAAUUUCGUGAAGGGGUUUUCUGAGAAGGGACGAGAGAAAGGGGAAAGAUCUCAUUUGGACGGGUAGGAGGACCGAGGAGCAGCAUUGGUAGGAAUAAUCACAGAGCCGCAAAGCCAUGGGGUUGGUUAUUGCGGUAUGAUGAUAUAAAGAAUGAUUGAUUUAUGGAUAAUUACUAAUGAUGAGAUGUGGCCACAUAUAAAUGUACUUAAAUCAUCACGGCGUUAUAUUUGUUCCCUCCAAUGACAAAGUAAUGAUUCCAGUGACAUCAUAUGGUAUUGCAACUGCCAUCAUGUCUGAUUUCCAUUCUAGACUAGAAGAGCUGGUAGGAUUGAUGGAUGUGGAAGUUUAGAAUCCAAUUUUUUUUGUCUGUAUUCUACACAAAGCAUUUCGAGUUCUUGAACAUAUGGAUUGGAAUAAUAAGUUUCUUAUUUCACUGAUGAUGUAAAAUGAAGUCUUUUCUCUCUUGUAAUUACUCUCCAAGCUUGGAACUUAGGAUUGAGGGAAAUGAGCAGAUGUAAAGGAAACGAUUUCAACAAUCAACAAAUUAAAUGAAUAUUGGGUAAAGGCCUUUUUACUACAGAUUGUAAUGGGAAGAUCAGCUAGAAUUUGUAUCAGGGGAAUUUUUUUUUUCUUUUCAGUUGUAUAAUGAAAAGUAAGUAUCUCUUUUUUUCUUAACUGGCCCUGUUCAUAUGUUAUUCAAUUCAAAUUCUAGACCUUAAAUCUCCAUUAAAUGAAGAUUAUCAUUAGAUCAUUUAAGCUGUUGGUGAAGAGGUUAUUUUUAAGAUUGACAAGGAGGAAUAGAUGAAAGGCUAAAUUAGGAGCUUAAAGGGUGAACUAAGAUACAAUAACCGGGCUCACACAUUACAACUAUCGUACAAGGUAAAUUAUGGAAUUAAUCUCAAGAUAGGUUGGCUCAAAGUUGCGCUUGGUGCAUUACCACCUGCAGCUGCCUACUAGUUUAUUUACUUGUACCACAUUGGUGGCUCUGAAAUUGUGCAUUCAGUCUCAGUCAAGUUUAGGAGUCCCUACCAAAGUUUGGCUACUAAGUCUUAGAUUCUUCACUGUAGAAAUUCCCUUACUUUGUUGGAAUUUAAAUAUUUUAAUAAAAAAUAAAAUAAUAU